AUGAAUAAUACCAUUGGAAGUCAAUUAAAAAUAAUAGAAAUAAUUCAUUUAUUACAAUGGCCUUAUUGGAGUUGUAUAAAAUGUCUUGAAAUGAAAAAUAAAAUUGAAAAAAAGCAUUUAUUACAAUUUAUAAAAGAACGAGAUAAAAUGAUACUUUUUUUAUUCUUAGAAAAAAAGACUGAUGAAAUUAAUGUUAAUGAAACAUGUCAAUCAAUUAUAAAAGACUUUCUCAUUGAAUUAAUUAAAAAAGACAUUAUCAAAGAAGAAGAGUAUUUUCAUUUUAUGAAUUUUUUAUCGUAUUAUGAACUAGCAGUAUUAAGGUUAUGUAAUUUUGAUAUAUUUACAAGGGAAGUUGAUGAUGACUAUCAAGAAAUUAUUGAUUGGUUAAAAGAGAAUAAAAUUACUAUCAUAGGUUCUAAAGAUUCACACAAAAAUAUUCAGAAAGACUACAUUGAAACAAAUGAACUUCAAAAUAUAUUAUCUUCAUUGUUUCUUUUUGACUUAAGUCAAUACUCUAUGAAAACAAUUAUUUUAACUACUGUUUAUUAUCUUAUUCAAUACUGUGAUACACAACAACUAGUCAAAAAAAGAAUAGAUGAAAAUAUUAAACAACAUAAAUAUCGUUGGGAUGACAUUGAGCAAAUCCUUCAAUUCAUUAAACGUGGAAAGGAGUUAAUGAAAAAGAAAAAUGAAAUUAUUACACAAUACGUCUCUUCUUUUAAGACAAUUAUUAAAUAUGUUGUUUUCACUGUUUCAGAUGAAAAAUACCUUGAUGAGUUACUUAUUCAUUAUCCUCAUCAACAAUUUGAUAUUUUAGAGUUUACAAUUUACCAAAUAGAGAAAAAUGAUAAGAUUUAUCAAUUUUGGAAAAUAAAAGAACCUUACCAAAUGAUUGAUUGCUCUUUGAUUUUAAAAACUGAUGUUUAUAGUAUUAUAUUCUUAACAAAAAAUAACAAUAAAAUUUUAAAAGAGUACUGUUAUUUAUGUAAUGGAUUUAAUUAUGUCCAUUCAGUCUUUAUAUUAUCUGCUUCUUCCCUCUCCCAAGAACUUAAAGAUGAACUUCAAUCAGCAAUUUUAAAUAACUUCCCUACAAAUAAUUCAUUUUUGAAUUUUACUUUACAAAAAGACCUCCAUAUAUAUUUCAAAGAGAUUAAUUAUUCAGUAUCCACAUCAUUAAUUAAUACCGUUUGCAUUUAA
Molecule: messenger RNA, 1197 nt
Organism: Entamoeba histolytica HM-1:IMSS
Lineage: Eukaryota; Evosea; Mastigamoebida; Endamoebidae
Exons: 2
Coding region: 1-1197 (398 amino acids)
Source: RefSeq, a predicted model, not a curated record